AUGGCUGACCCGUUCGAGGUCCGCAUGCGCUUCACCACGCAACUGCAGCAUCUAAGUGCAUCCUUUACCUCGUCACAGAAGGCAGCCAACUAUGUCUUGAAACACAGGGACAUGGGGGAGGACCUCCACUCAUGCAUAUUAGAGCAAUUGGAAAGGAGUAACAUGAAUACCCGGGCGAAUAUCAUGUACUUUAUCGAACAUCUGGCCGACAUGGCCACGAACGAGAACCAUCCCGAGUUUGUCCGUAUGAUCAAGCGUGAUAUCCUUCGAAUCGUCGAUGCCGUUGCCCCGGCUGACGGCUCCGGGGCUGCAAACGUGAAACAUGUACGUCGUGUUUUGAACGGUCUUCAAUCAAAGGAGAUACUUUCUCACGAAACGGUGUCUGAAAUACAACUACCCAUUUUCUAUUUCAACCCGGGAAAUUGUUCAUAUUUUUAUCUAGGCCAUCCCGCCGCCACGGAUAGCACAAAGGGCGGAUCGAACGCCACAAAAUCAAGGGUUACCGUUGACCGGAAGCAGAUCGAACAACGGGUAGAGGAAGAUAGGGAGAGAAAUAAGCGGCUGCGAGAGAACAUGUGGGCCGUACCUCCACACGACAUGAAGGAGUUUGAGAAGAUGUGGGAUGAGGUGAGCGAUGUCGGAGAGGACGAUUACCUCCAGGCCGCAGAGGAGGCUGAAGAGAGAAGAAGAACUGCUGAGGCUUCAGGUCUCUACAGCUAA
Microsporum canis CBS 113480 is the source of this 720-nucleotide messenger RNA. RefSeq lists its product as hypothetical. The transcript has 2 exons. NCBI's taxonomy places the organism in Eukaryota, Fungi, Ascomycota, Eurotiomycetes, Onygenales, Arthrodermataceae. Gene Ontology annotation, cellular component: CTDK-1 complex. Bases 1 to 720 code for a protein of 239 amino acids. Gene Ontology annotation, biological process: positive regulation of DNA-templated transcription, elongation; positive regulation of transcription by RNA polymerase I. The record is from RefSeq and is a predicted model, not a curated record.